AGCUACACAGCCACUGUAGCAAAGGUUCACCGUGACGUGCAAGCAAGAACACAGUGGCCUCACAGAACCACACGGUGAACACGAGGUUGUCUAUUCCCCUGACUCAACGUUUUAUGGAGCCAGAAAACCCACCUGAACCCUCUCAAGACUCCGUCAGUUUACUCAAACGACUGGCUGGUCCCUCCUCCACGAAAGCUGGCCUCACUCAUGAUCAAACUGCAAUCAAUCGCGUAAUUGCCGAGGCUUCGAAGGGCUCCAAGUUCUAUGAGAAUGAAAAGCGCAAAGACAAAGAAUUAUCGGAACGCAUUGCCAAAAUCCUGAAGCAACGUGACGAAGCCCUGCAGGGCGUCGAUAUACGUCCAAUUGAGCGAAACAUCGAUCACCUCCUCGAAGAACUCGAAUCACAGCGCGACUUGAGUCAAACCGUGGUACAUGUUGACAUGGAUGCAUUUUACUGCAGCGUUGAGCUACUUGAUGACCCGUCGCUGCAAGGGAAGCCAUUUGCUGUUGGAGGCGGGGUGCUCUCCACCGCUUCCUACGAGGCGCGUAAAUUCGGUGCGCGCUCCGGGAUGGCGACAUUCGUCGCCAAGAAGCUCUGCCCCGACCUCAUUCUUCUGAAAUCUAAUUUCGAACGGUAUUCAGAAAUGUCUGACAAAGUCAUGGACAUUUUCGAGAGAUAUGAUCCUACUAUGCUCGCGGCAGGAUGCGAUGAAGGGUACUUGAACAUCACAAAGUAUUGCGAGGAACAUAUGGUGGAUGCGGAUACCUGUGUACAAGAAAUUCGUGACACUGUCUUCAGAGAGACAUCGUUGACAGUGAGCGCUGGGAUUGCUCCCAACAAGAUGCUAGCAAAGAUAUGCUCGGACAAGAACAAGCCGAAUGGGCAGUAUCAUCUGCCAUUUGACCACACUUCCAUCAAAGCUUUCAUGCACGAUCUCUCAAUCCGCAAGGUGCCCGGGGUAGGACGUGUCAACGAGCGCCUUCUUGAGGCUCUAGGCAUCAAGACAUGUGGUGAUAUCUUCAAGCAUAGAGCAACGCUGCAAUUAAUGGAUAAGCAGUUUGGCCUGGUAUUCCUACUGAGAACAUAUCUCGGUAUCGCAUCCAAUGUCGUACAACCCAUUCAACGAGAGGAGAAGAAAAGCAUCGGUGCAGAAAGGACCUUUCACGCAUUAAGUAACAAGACACAGAUCCUGAGAAAAUUGGAAGAGGUGGCAGGGGAACUUGAAGACGACAUGGUCAGAGGGGGCUGGACAGGGAAAACGGUGACCCUCAAGUUUAAGUUGGACACAUUUCAAGUCUUUACACGAGCAAAGUCAUUUGACCGUUGGGUUAGUUCGAAGAAGGAAGACCUUUUUGCAAUUGGGAAAGAAUUAUUGCUUCCGGAGUUGCCCCUCACACUCCGACUAAUUGGCUUACGAGUCACCAAGUUGAAAGACUUGCAUGCCCCGGAGCCGUUAGGAGGCAUUAAGCGGUUCCUCGAACCUGCAAAUUCGUCGCCAAGAAAGAGACCGAGACUUGCUAGCAACGCGGAAGAUUGCAACGACGAGGAACACAACACUGGAGAAGAUCAUGAAUCGAUGCCAGGGUUCUAUGAAGAAGAAGAAAAUGCAGAAGGGCGAGGUUUCGAUGCUCCCGAUGAUGAGGAACAGACUCUUAUAUCCCAUGAUUCAAACCCUCUACACCAUAAACGACGAACACGACCACCAGUGUCAGCCCCAGGGCCCUCGCGGACUAGGCCAAGUGAUUCACCGUUCUCGGCAACCACGUCAAAACCAAUGAGCGCUAGACAAGGGGAUCGUGUUCGGCAUCAGGACUGCCCUAUAUGCGGGAAGCUGUUGGAGACGGACAACAAAGGGCUGAAUGCACAUAUUGACUUCUGUCUGAGCAGAAAUGUCAUCAUGGAAGCUCAGACUGAAGCACAAAGCACUCCGAAGAAAUCGAAGGAUCUCGUACUUUCUUGGCCAAGUAGUGUGAAGGGGAAACGGAAGCGGAAAGGUUAAUUGAUUCCGCAUUCGCAAGAGUUUUCUGGGUCUCAUAUGUAUAUCUACCAACGUCCAGAACAAACGAUAUUGAUCGGAAAACCCGGCAACCUUACAGUUGCAGUAUAUCAUAAUCUGCUGCGUUAGAAGGUUUGGCCUGGCAUUCUGUGAGCUUAAUAGAUGU
Messenger RNA from Suillus plorans, 2163 nucleotides. Its product is annotated as IMS-domain-containing protein. Gene Ontology annotation, molecular function: DNA-directed DNA polymerase activity; damaged DNA binding. The coding region runs from base 114 to 2000 and encodes 628 amino acids. Gene Ontology annotation, cellular component: nucleus. The transcript has 16 exons. The record is from RefSeq and is a predicted model, not a curated record. NCBI's taxonomy places the organism in Eukaryota, Fungi, Basidiomycota, Agaricomycetes, Boletales, Suillaceae. Gene Ontology annotation, biological process: error-prone translesion synthesis.